UCACCUACGGCUUCUACAACAGGGCAGUGCUGGACUCCACCUGGCCCUCUGACCUGACCAACUCUGGCCAGCUGCUGUGGAACAAGCUGCGGAACGUCGUCAUUGGCGUGGCCUUGUUCCGUCGAGCGGCGGCCAAGAAGCGUGUUGCUGACACCUCGAGCUUGGAUGCCACAGACGUGGUGUCUCGGACCUCGGUCGACAGCUCCACCUCCCACGAGCCCCAGGAGCCGAACGGCAGGAGGCUGGGCAGCCGCGCCGACUCCUCGGAGGAACUGCACUUCGCAGAGUUCGACAGAUACCGCAGCAGACACGGCAGCAUCGUGCGGGCCGACCGGCAUGUGCCUGCUGCCCGCCGGUCCCUCUGUGCAUCAGCAGGCCUUCGAGAGCAGCGCGGGGCUGCUCAUGACGCAUCAGCAUGACAGCGCCGUGCUGUGGGAGGAGACAGACAGCUUCUCUGCAGACACCCUGCUUGACAGCCCCGCGGUGGGUGCACGCAAGUCGCGUAACCGCAGUGGUAGCUGCUCUGAGUUCGUGUUUGGUUUGCGUGGGCAGCACUGUCCCACCAGCCCCCAGACGGGCCGCUCUCCGGACACCGGUGGUGGCGACAACUGGCGACAGCUUAUGAGGUCGGAAAGCUUUGCGAACGACGCUCGCAUCCUUGACAACCUGAAUCGACUGAAGGCAGGCUUGUCCAAGGAAAGCGUGCUGGCCAAUGGGCGAGCUGCAGUAGGACCCGAUGCUAGGGAGCAUGGCCACAGCUCUCAUCGCAAGGGAAGCAUCAGCAGGGCUCUGUUCGGCCGCAAGAGCAGCCUGGGCCUACGACACAGCCGCGAGUCUUCCUCGGAGAACCUGGAGGAGCGCAGCUCUACGGGCAGCACGGAUGACUUGGACUCUGAAGGUAGCCAUGGCUCUCGUCGCCUGCCCCCCUCCAAGCUGUUCUCUGUGAUACACCGCUGGGGGGGCGGCAAGAAGUCUCCCACCGGCUGUGAGCUCAGCACGUCCCCUGAGCGAGGGACCACUUCUCCGACCCAGAAGAUGUCACCCGUGAGAACCCCCGUCACAGAGAACGACCCUCUGGGAGCCCUGGAGACAGAUUCCACGGAUGUCAAUGGGAUCCCUGGGGAGUCUACUAUUACACCAGAGGAAGGCCGGUGUGCAACUCGGGACAUGCCGGAGGCGUCGGAGCGGCCUCUGCUGUUUGGGCGGGGAGUGUCUCGCAGCGCCACGUUCGGCGCAGACCAGGAGAGUGGCUCGGAUGGCAAGGCUGUGAUGCAGCGCUCGUCCACCAUGCCUGUUGACAGUCCUGCCGGUGGCUUUAAGCUGCCCUUCAGCAGUCGCUUCUCACCCGCCCGACUUAGCUUGAAGACCCGUGACCUUCGAGCUGGAACACACAUCAUUGAGAAUGCAAUCGCUAACUUCAGCCCCAGCAGUCUCGCCUCCAAGAAGUCCAACGAGCUACUGCAGGGCGGUCUCAGCAGCCUCAAGUCGGCUGCCACGUCAGUUGCCAAGAAGUUCGAUGAAAUCAAGGAGGCAAUGUCCGUCACCAGCACUCCCGUCAAGGCCAACGCCAUGCUCGGCAGGUCCGGCGAGCGGGAGAGCGUCUACAGCGAGGGAGAAGUGGAUGUGCCCGUCGAGAGUGUCAGGCGAAUAUCUAACGAGUUCUCCCCGCUGGCUGUCCACAUGCACCUCGACUAUUGGGGCAACAACUUCCUGGAUCUGUUCGGGGAGGGCAGCCGCAAGGGCAGUGCCUCCAACCUGCAGCCUCUGGAUUCCAGAGCCUCUUCGCAGCAACAACUGUUUCCUGAGAACAUCUAUUCCCGGGAUGCAAGUGUGAGGGACCCACUUGUGCCCGUGGCUCUCGAGGUACUCAUGACGAGCUGCUCCAAGUGCCAUAACUGUGGCUGUGUGCUCUACGAUGAAGAGAUCAUGGCGGGCUGGGAACCUGAGGACUCCAACCUCAACACUAAGUGCCAGUUCUGCAGUAAGGCGACGGUGCCCUUCUUGUCAGUGAACAUCCUGGACUACCGGGGCCAGCCAAUGGUCGCUCCGUCCGCCAGUCGGGAGAGUGUCGCCAGCCACCGAGUGACCAGGAGCUCCCUCCCGCACCUAGGCACCGUCGACUGUGCCGAGGGCUCCUCUGCUCCCCGCAUGCAGCACCAGGACGACUUCAAGGAGGAGGGGACAGAGUCUGUGGCGCUGGAACCAAUCGUAGUGCCUUACCUGAACCCACUGGUGUUGCGCAAGGAGCUGGAGAACAUCUUGCACUGCGAAGGAGAUGUGUGUCUCACGCAAGCGUGCUUUGUGGACCAGCACCCUAUCAUCUACUGGAACAUGGUUUGGGUGUUCCAGCGCACGGAUGUGGUGAGCCACCUUCCAGGGCUGUGCCUGCAUGCCUCCACUGUGAACCGUGCACAGACUGUGCACGCCUCCUGGAGUAGCUGUGACCAGCACAACGUGGCAGUCCGCUGUCUCUGGGACAACGCAUGCUUGCAUGAGGAGGUCGGCCCGCCCAUGUACGUGCUGUGGCAGCAGCAGCAUCAGCCGCAGAGCGACCUCGUGAAUGCCCUCGUCACGGAUAGGAUAUCUGUGUCUCGCACGGUGAUGCAGAGUGUGGUGGCAAGUGUGCGUGGCAACGACCUCCAGGAGCCACUCCGAAGGUUGGCCAUGGAGCGCCACAAGUUGAAGGGGCGUGGUGUCCACCGUACACUCUCCCUGUACCGCGAGAUCCUGUUCCUCGCCUUCACUGCCAUGGGACGCAAAAAUAUUGACCAAGCUGCGUUUGACCGGGAGUACAUGUCUGCGUACGAGAAGCUGUCACAGUCAGACCUGAAGCUGUACUCGGUGUGUGACCGGCCACUGUCGAUGGCCGCACUGUGCUGCCGUCACUUCUUCAAGGAGCUGGAGCUCUGACCGAUACCCGUCCAGGGGAGUUGCGCCCGGGCCCCGCUCCCUCGCUGGUUCCGUCUUGUUUCCUGCCACCGGUCGCCAUGGUCAUCCAAGGGUGAGCACCCACAGUUGCGUGCCUUGAAGAGCAACUCCGCGUCCACUCGGCAGAAGAGAGCGUGACUGCAGCUCUCCAGUCGUAUUGGUUUGUGGAUUCUCGCAACUCCAGUUGGAUCCACUCUCAUGCACUUUAAGUUUAAACAUGUUUUUAUUGGGUUGCUGAAAACUAAAGCACAAUGUUUUCAAACAGUUCCUAUUGCUUUUUUAAUUGGUAUUUUAUGUUAAUGUAACUGUACAAUAACGUUGCUAUAGAGUUACUUUGUGAUUGUAGUAAUUUUUAGUAAGAAUACUCGUUCAGUCAGUGAUAUGUUCAUAAAGUGCUUAACUUUUAUUAUUUUUUGCUAAAUUAAAAUGUUUAAAUUUCAAACUGUAAUGUGCUAGCAGGUUUUAUUUUAAUUUUUUUAUAUUGUUUUUAAUGUAACCAUCGGAAUGGGAACAAAGUGAAAUGAAAUUUUAUUCUAUUUUAUGUAAAUGCCACUGCCUGGAACAUCUUUUGUUUGGAUUGUAGAAAUUUUGCAAUUAGAGUUUGUUUUUAUUUCAGAUAGGUAUUCUGUAUGUGUGUGUAUAUGUGUGUGUGUUUUAAAUGAUCUUGUUCGCUUUAUUAGUAUUCGUGAUGUAUUGCCACAGAAACCAGCUAGUGUUGACUGCGGCCCAGAGUGGCUACGGUCCAGGUUGUAGUGCCACACAUGCCUCACAUAUCCUGCUCGUCUUUCGUGCGCUGAAUAAACUACAGUGAAAUCUCGCUACUGCAAGAGCUGUUGAUGGUGGUAGAUAUUUUCGUAGAAACAAGUAUUCGGAAACAAGUAUUUGUAAAGCCGAAUCAUGAAGAAAAAAAAUUGCCAAGGUAGAUUCCUGGACUUCUUAAAAAUGCCUUUAUUUCAUGCAAUAUCUCAAAAAUGGGAUACCGUGUUUUAUCGCAUAAUCGUCGCACGCGCGUAAUCGUCGCAACCAUAUUUUAGGCUGUCAAAAUUGGGAUAAAAAACUUCUCGUGUAAACGUCGCAUGAUGUUUUUGGUCCUGCUAGUAGAUGCCGAAUUUUUUUGUGUAGGUAUCUUUUCCGUAUAAAACGAUGUAUUUUAAAGUAGAAAUCUAAUAUUUAUUCGGUCAUUACCAUUUACUUAAUAAAUUAACGGAAAAAUACGACGUUGUUUGGCGUGUAAAUUUUCUUAUAAAGAAGAUUUUAAAAGUUAUUUCCUUUAUCUGAUCGUCUGCGUUGCCAUGGUGUAGGUGUAAUCUAAAAAUUUUUUUCGGUCAUUACCACUUAUUUAUUUAAUUAACGGAAAUACAAAGUUGUCUGACAUGUAAAUUUUCUUUUAAAGACGUUUUUAAAUGCUAUUUUCUUUAUCUGAUUGUCUGCGUUACCGCGGCGUACCGCUUAUAAAAAUGUAGCCAGCACAUCAUUCAUGUUUGGUUAUGUUGCUUCCCGUAUAGAGCGCGCGCACGUAGUCGAAUAUCGAUAUCUACGCCUAUUGGAUGCAACGCGCGCUCUCUGUCAGGUGCCGAGUUAACUACAUUUGAUAGCCCGCAUUCUUUCGUGGCAAGUGUGUACUACGACACGUUAGUUCACGUCAGAUUCUAGUGGCUUGCGUUCGUGUUAGAGUUUUUAAUGUUGAAGAAAGAUUUUUGUUUAAGGAAUUAUCAAUAUAGAUUGUUUGGCGUGAUCUUGUAUACUCCGCCUUUUUUUAAAUAAACGUACUUUCCAUGAACUGUUUUUUUUUUUAUGAAUAACUUUACCUAACAAAAAAAAAUUUUCCGCACAAUGGUCGCACCCCUACUUUUCAAACUUGAUUUUAGAAUAAAAUUUGCGACGAUUAUGCGAGAAAACACGGUAUCAUAAAAGAAAAAAAUAUUAUUUUAAUUAUUGCCAAUUUGAUUAAGAACAAAAAUUUUACAAAGAUUUUUUUUUUAAAUUUCUAACCAUUUUGAUUUUAUUGGCAAAUAAUUGUUUCCCGCAAAAUUGUAAAUUAUCAAGCUUUUAAAUUUUUGUAUAAAAAUAUUAAUUUAUGUUUUUUAAUUGAAUAUUGCACAGCAGAAGGUAAGUAUGAAGUACAUGCGUCAGUCAUAGUGCGUGCAAAAGCACUGCUGGUAACUUCUCGGUCACUCGGUCUGGAGGCCAUCAGAGAGGUCGUCACUCAACAGCAGCUAAUUCGGUGAGGUCUCCCUCAUGACCUGGUUUUCACCCAGUGCUUGCUUGGAUGGCAGAGGCUGUGGUGUCUUGCAACGUGUCGCUGCAUCGUACUUCUCAAGCUCAAGUUCUCAGCGCUGUUUGUGAGAGUAUCACUGAGUGAUAGUGCUUUCACUCUCAGCUCUGUAAACAGCUAGUAGGAAAACCAAGUGCUGUGCAUCUAAAGUCACUUGCACCAAAAUAACCACUGUUGUUUGCAUCACACUUUGGAAUAUGGUGGGAGGAGGGAUCCAUGUUUACCCACUUCUAAUCAUUACCCAUCUCUCUCAACUCCCUGUCAUUCAGGUGUGUGUGUGUGAGAUAAAUAUAUAUAUAUAUAUUUUUUUUUUUUUUUCCCCUAGACAUCCUCACUCACAACAUUGUUUCCCUUGCUUUGUGAAACGCCUGCUCUUGACCUUCAUCGGCACAUAGUAACUUUCUUUACUUUCUUUUAACUGCAGCCACUUGUCCUUCUGUGCUGUUUUCGAAUGAGGGAAAACAGUAAUUUUUUGCUGUUAUUAGUUUCAAUCUUGCAAUCAUUGUUGAUUCGUAUACUAUGGUGAUGAUCAUAUUUUAAUUUAAGCUCCCCGUUUGUUCGUGGAUUUUAAAUUUGCCUGCUGCAACACAAAUAGGCCCAUUAAACCAUAUUUGUGUGUUAUGAGGUUGUUCCAGUUACAUAAAAUCAUCGUAAAUAAAUAACUAUUUUUGUAAUAAAUGUACAAGCUGAGACAGAGUGAAGUGUAUGCUUGUUGUAAUGGCGAUGUGAGUAACCACGAGUGAGCAUGCCUGUCACGGAGCCUUGUGAGACAGCCUGAGAGGGCAUGUCUCUGUUUUUCAACAGACUGUGAUUCACUGUACAGCUUUGUUUCUUUCUUUCUUGUAUUUGUAUGAAAUGCUAAAAUUAUUGAAAAAUAAAUAUGUUUAAACUGUU
Molecule: messenger RNA, 6097 nt
Organism: Bacillus rossius redtenbacheri
Lineage: Eukaryota; Metazoa; Arthropoda; Insecta; Phasmatodea; Bacillidae
Gene: Crag
Product: DENN domain-containing protein Crag
Exons: 20
Coding region: 166-2910 (914 amino acids)
Biological process (GO): regulation of Rab protein signal transduction
Cellular component (GO): cytoplasmic vesicle
Molecular function (GO): protein binding
Source: RefSeq, a predicted model, not a curated record